This is a messenger RNA of Batrachochytrium dendrobatidis JAM81, 1238 nucleotides long. RefSeq lists its product as uncharacterized. The record is from RefSeq and is a predicted model, not a curated record. Lineage: Eukaryota; Fungi; Chytridiomycota; Chytridiomycetes; Rhizophydiales. Bases 88 to 1023 code for a protein of 311 amino acids. The transcript is spliced from 3 exons.
GCAUGAAUCGAUUCUGUCUUGAAGCAUUCAAACUUGACAGUUUAAUUUAGUGUAUUCUAUACCAUUGAUAUUCGUUACUUUUUAUUCAUGGCAACUGCAUCUAGUCGUAGUCCUGCUGUGAAGCGACUUAUGAAGGAGCUUGCUGAGCUGCGUGCCGCUCCUUCACCAGAAUUCACUGCAGAGCCUCUUGAAGACAACCUAUUGGAAUGGCAUUUUACAUUGAGAGGACCUCCAGAUGGUGGAUUUCUAGGAGGUCGAUACCAUGGCAGACUGAUAUUUCCUGUUGAUUAUCCAUUCAAGCCUCCCAACAUCUCUUUUCUUACGCCCAAUGGAAGGUUUGAAGUGGGGAAAAAGAUAUGCUUGUCCAUCACUGGAUAUCAUCCAGAAUCAUGGCGUCCUGCUUGGGGUGUAAGAACAGCACUUGUAGCGCUCAUUUCAUUCUUUCCUACAAAAGGCGAGGGGGCGAUUGGAGCAUUAGACUGGUCAGAAGAAGAACGACGCAAGUGUGCUGUCAGCAGCAGACAAUGGAAAUGUAGUUUUUGCGGAGUGGCAAUGUCGAAUGUGCUGCCAGAUGAAACCGAAGCGCCCACUCAAAAACUAGAGUUGGAUCCAGACAUCACACUCAGUGUUGGCAAUAACACUGAUAACAAAUCUGUAUCUAUAACAACGGUCGCUGAUCCCACAACUGUUUGUGCAGUAUCUGAACCAUUGCUGAAAACAAGUACAACACCUACAACGGAUACGCAAACAGAUUCACAGCCAAAAGUAUCGACCCAUGUUGAUCCAUCACAUUCAGAUACUGUCUUAACACAGGAAGAUCCUUGUGCUAGCAGUACUUUACAAAAGGAAGUGUUGCUCAAGGACAUGACAGCAACGCGACAGCUUGAGCAAGAACAACACAUGCUGCGAACCAUUCGAGCCAACAAACGAACGACACUAAUGCAACGAUUGGAUGCAGUUAUUUUUGCAGUAGUAGGAUUAGCAGCAGCUCUCAUUCUGCAUAAAAUAACGAUUGGUUAUUGAAUAUACUGUUAGUGUUUGAUGUGUUGUGACGAUGGAUGGUUGACUUGUAAUAAGAAUUUUGCAAUAAUCAGCCAUACAUUCGAUAUGUAUGAUUCAAGUUAUGAACUAUCAACCCACUGUAGAGUUGAAGCAUAAACUGAAACGACAUGAUGUUUUGGGUGUCGUUAUCAAGCACGGCUGAAUAAAGAACAUCUGUCAUGUAUUUCUGACAUAUU